Postia placenta MAD-698-R-SB12 is the source of this 740-nucleotide messenger RNA. RefSeq lists its product as hypothetical. NCBI's taxonomy places the organism in Eukaryota, Fungi, Basidiomycota, Agaricomycetes, Polyporales, Adustoporiaceae. The transcript has 2 exons. The coding region runs from base 343 to 552 and encodes 69 amino acids. The record is from RefSeq and is a predicted model, not a curated record.
GUGCUCUGCUCUAUUCUUGUCCCGACGCUGUACUUCAGGGCGUUCUUCAACAAGGAUCUCCUUCAGAAAUAGCGCGUCGAUCGACUCCCGUUCAAGCAUCAUGAUUACCAGCCUUUCUGCACUGUAACGUCGAAUGCUCAACUCAUGGACGUAACAAACCACAAUAUGGAGAAAAAGGUGCCACGAAGACAUCUGAGGUACUGUCAUCGUCCAGCGCAGCGUUCUUGUUGCUAGCUGAAGACGUACUUUUCUUGAUUGUAUCUCAUCUGGGAAACGUCCGACGCUUUCGACCUGUCUGUCACCGCUCAUUCGCUUCAUCAGCUCGGAAUACGCCAAACCACCAUGGGUGAAACCUCUAGAAGACGUUGGGGCAGAAUAUGCGUGUUCAUUCUCGAGUAUAUUUCCGAUUGCGCUCGCAGGGUGCGACACCUCACUAUCGAUCUUCACCGAUCGGAAGUCCUCAUGGCACUGGGUUACCUUGCUACCCUCCUACGAGAAACCAAUAGUCUUAGGUCUGUUUCUCUUUCCCUUGCUGACGUUGUGUCGGAGUAGGCGACAGGAAGCCAGGAAGUAGCAUCGGCAGCCGCGGCUCUCCCGGGCCUGGUUAGCUUGGACCUGAUAAGCCUUCGACAGAAGAAAUCUCUCGAGUUUCUUCCUUGAUUGGCUAGCCGUCCCCAACAGCUAACGCUUCACGCUCGAUGCCACGGCGACUGUUCGUGGUCCAAUCGGCCUUUCGCCGG